GCUCGGUUAUCUGAGUUGGGCGUGGCUAUUUUGAUAUUCAUGCAAAAGGAAGGAAUUAAGGAAACUAAAAAUGGCAAACCGCAUGUUUUUUCUAGAGGAGAUGUGGCUCAGUGGGUUCUACCGAUG
Molecule: messenger RNA, 126 nt
Organism: Racocetra persica
Lineage: Eukaryota; Fungi; Glomeromycota; Glomeromycetes; Diversisporales; Gigasporaceae
Source: the annotation of a GenBank genome assembly